This is a messenger RNA of Eurytemora carolleeae, 993 nucleotides long. RefSeq lists its product as uncharacterized. The record is from RefSeq and is a predicted model, not a curated record. The coding region runs from base 53 to 937 and encodes 294 amino acids. Gene Ontology annotation, cellular component: endosome. The transcript has 9 exons. Lineage: Eukaryota; Metazoa; Arthropoda; Copepoda; Calanoida; Temoridae.
UUCUUCUUUUCAGAAACUAUGUUUUAAAGAGGAUUGAACAAUUAUAAUUACCAUGAAGAAAGAAGAGGAUGAGGAGGUCCAGGCUAUGCGAGAAUGUAUUGAAAAUGCAUUCUGGUACAGAUCUCUUCCUGGAGGCUUAUUUACAGGGUCUCUAGCAAUGCUCGCUCUCCAGACGAGAAAGAUUAAAACUAAAACAAGGUUUGGUGGAUUACCUAUAGUGCUCGGGUUCGGUUCUAUGGGAUACAUCCUGGGCAAAUUCUCCUUCAUACUCAGUAAUCAGUGUAUGGAUAUAUUCCUCAAGAAGGCCCCAGAGAGUCCUAUAUCCCUGAAUGUCCGGCAGCAGCGGGAAACUGAGCUGGUUGUGGACGAGGAGAGGUUUAUGGAUAUCCUGGAGCAGAUCAAUGUGGAUCAGAUGUCGGAGAAGGAACAUCAGAUUUUAGAGGAUUGUAACGAUGUUGCGUUCUAUAGUUACUCCCUCCCUCUCUCCUCCCUCUCCGGAGGAGGGGUUUAUUAUUCCCUCAAACAAGGAUUACUUAAAGAGAGUAGGAUUUUUACUUCCUUUCCACGGGUUCCUAAGACUGUUUGUGGAACCCUGCUGGGAUAUAUACUUGGACAAUAUUUAUAUGUGAAGCGGGGAGACUGCCCACGUAGAUUUCUGACGUAUGACGAGGACGGUCAAAUUGCUCAGCUGUUGAGGCGAGGUGUAGAGGAAAAAAGACGGUUAGAAGAAGAAAGAGGAGAAAAUAAGAGAAUACUAGAAAAAGGAGAAGAAGAGAUCUAUAAAAGAGACUCAAACUUUGUACAACAUAAUCCACAAACAUCGAUUCAGAAUAAACAGGAUUAUAUACUACCAGGAGAGGAUUCAAGUUUAGCGAUUGAAUCCAUAAUUAGGGAUUCUUGGACAAACAGUUUGGAUCCCUUGUUUAAACCGGUUUAGAGAUUGAAUCCAUGAUUAGGGAUUCUUGGACAAACAGUUUAGAUCCCUUGUUUAAA